Messenger RNA from Symbiodinium sp. CCMP2456, 354 nucleotides. The record is from the annotation of a GenBank genome assembly. NCBI's taxonomy places the organism in Eukaryota, Dinophyceae, Suessiales, Symbiodiniaceae.
AUGAUUGAGCUGAACAAGCAUUUUUCUGGCCGCCUAGUCGUUCUCGCCUUCCCCUGCAACCAGUUUGGUCAGCAGGAGCCAGGCAGCGCAUCGGAGAUCAAGGCCUUCGUCAAAGCACAAGGCGCUCCCGUUGAUGAUUCUGACACAGGCUUUCGCCUCAUGGAAAAGGUGGAUGUAAAUGGACCUGGGACUCAUCCCGUGUACAAGUUCUUGAAGGAGUCCUCAGAGGCAGCAGACAUCAAGUGGAACUUUGGGAGCUACUUCCUGGUUAGUCAUUUAGGUGCCGUCACGCGCCUGGCUGGUGGGAAGAACUCACCAAUGUCCUUCAAAGACGCGGUUCAAAACGCGCUUUAG